CGCCAGCAGACGUGUCCUACAUGCCGUCUGGACAUCUUGCAAGCGUCAACGAAUAUGGCACCGACUGCUGAAACUGGACGCGAGAACGUCGCCGCCCAAAAUGCUAUAAACGCGCCAUUCCAAGGCAUGAUUCCUCCAGUAAUGCCAAAUCUAGCGGCAGCGUUUCCUUUCCUUCCGCCGAACUUUAUUCAUCAGCCGGCGCCUCCUCAGAGGCCUCCAGCUACGACCAACCGUACUCCUUCUACCUCCGCCACUAUCGAUCAGCCUUCUACGUCUACAGCAACGCCGGGGACGCAAGGAAUUUUUCCUUCCUCGACCACCCAAGGAGGCGGACCUUCAAUACCGCCACAAGUACCGUUCGGAUCUCCGUUCAUGCCGUUUCCGUUCAUUUUUCCGUUUCCCCCUCCACCAAGUUUUGCUGGUCUCAGCGAUGAAGAGGUUCGGCGAAUGGAAGGAAUCGAGCGCGCGGCCGUGGAGGCAAGAAUCCAAAGCUUAAGAAACAUUCAGACGUUGCUUGAAGCUGCCGUUAUUCAGCUUCAGCAGUACACCUCGAUCGUGACUACAGUCAGACCACUCACCACUGUCAGCGGCUUCACGCAGACGGAACCACUGGAAGAAACAAAACAUGAUGCCACAGAAAGGUCAGAACGAGGGACAAGCAAAGUCGAUGAUGUUACGAAAAGUUCUAUUAGCAGCAAUCCUGUCGAUGCUGUUCGACAGCGUAGGUUGCAGUAUUUUCAAUCCUAA
Molecule: messenger RNA, 747 nt
Organism: Soboliphyme baturini
Lineage: Eukaryota; Metazoa; Nematoda; Enoplea; Dioctophymatida; Soboliphymatidae
Source: the annotation of a GenBank genome assembly